GUCUUUAAAAUUGCGUCUCAAUCCCACGAUCUCCGCCACCAACAUUUUCUCUGUUUUCUCCUAAACCCCUUCCUCCUUAGUCCUUAUUCUAUGCUCUCUGCUUCUUCCGCACCAUCCAUGGCUGACCAAGAAGUUGUUAUCACCGAUGUUCCCCUCCCCGAGAAGGCCCACGAUGAUCCUCCGCCGGAGAAGGAUCCAUUGAAGCCGGUUUCUCCACCUGAGCCAGAAGCUGCUGUGACGGGCGCUGAAGUUUUGAAGCCCGGGGACGAUGAGAAAGUCGCGGCGGAUGCCGAUUCCUUCAAGGAGGAGAGCACUAAACUCGCCGAUCUUCCCGAUUCCGAGAAGAAAGCUUUGGAAGAGUUCAAGCAGCUCGUUCAGGAAGCGCUCAGAAAGCAUGAAUUCACAGUUCGAUCGCCAUUACCGGCCAAAGUUGAGGAAGCUCCGUCCGAGGCCGUGGCGGAGAAGACAGAUGAACCGGAUGAUGCACAGAAGCGCUCCGAAGAAGAAGAGCCGCCGAAAUCGGAAACUAAAACUGCCGAAACGAGUGCAGAGGAAGGAGAAAAAGAAGCAGACAAGGCAGCAAACGAAGCGGUGGAAGUAGCAGCGGAGAAAGUGGUCGUCGCGGUGAAAACCGAAGCCGUGGACGACGACGGAGCGAAAACAGUGGAAGCAAUUGAAGAGACCAUCGUGGCAGUUUCCUCCGGCGUACCAGCGGAGGAAGCGGCGGAGAAGGAGAAAGAGGAAAGCGUAGUCGACGCGGAGGCCAACACUCCGCCGGAGGAGGUUUCGAUCUGGGGGAUACCGUUACUGGCGGACGAUCGAAGCGACGUCGUUCUGCUGAAGUUUCUCCGAGCGAGGGAUUUCAAGGUUAAGGAAGCAUUGGCGAUGAUCAAGAACACGAUCCAGUGGAGAAAGGAGUUCAAAAUCGAGGAGCUGUUAGAGGAAGAUUUGGGGAGCGAUUUAGAGGGAGUGGCGUUUAUGCACGGCUCCGACAAGGAAGGCCAUCCGGUUUGCUACAACGUGUACGGCGAGUUUCAGAAAAGAGAGCUGUACCAGAAGACGUUCUCCGACGAGGAGAAGCGGCAGAAAUUCCUCCGGUGGAGGAUUCAGUUCUUGGAGAAAAGCAUUAGGAAAUUGGAUUUCAGUCCUGGUGGAAUCUGCACCAUUGUUCAGGUGAAUGAUCUGAAGAACUCGCCAGGGCUCGGAAAAUGGGAGCUCAGACAGGCAACCAAACACGCCCUCCAGAUCUUCCAGGACAAUUACCCCGAAUUCGUAGCCAAACAGGUGUUCAUCAAUGUCCCGUGGUGGUAUUUAGCUGUGAAUCGAAUGAUUAGUCCAUUUCUGACUCAUAGAACCAAGAGCAAGUUCGUCUUCGCCGGCCCUUCUAAAUCUGCAGAGACCCUUCUGAGGUACAUAACAGCGCAGCAGCUGCCUGUGAAGUAUGGAGGAAUGAGCAAAGAUGGUGAAUUCGAGACAUGUGAUAGCGUCACAGAAAUUACAGUAAAGCCAGCAGCCAAACACAUCGUAGAAUAUCCUGUCACUCAGGCGUGCGGCGUGACGUGGGAGGUGCGGGUGGUGGGAUGGGAUGUGAGCUACGGCGCAGAGUUCGUGCCGGGGGCGGAGGGAAGCUACACAGUGAUCAUAGACAAGGCGAGGAAAGUGGGGUCCACCUCGAAGGAGCAGGUUAUUUCCAACACGUUCAAGGCGGGCGAGGCCGGUAAGGUGGUCCUGUCCGUAGACAAUCCCACCUCCAAGAAGAAGAAGCUCCUCUACCGCUUCAAGACCAACUCUCUCUCCUCCUAAACAAAUCCUCUCAAACUCCUCAACAUUCACAACCCUUUUGUUAUAUAUAUAAAAAAAAAAAACACUUCAUUUUCCCUUUAUAUUAUUUAUUAUAUUCCUUGUUGUGAGCAAUGCCUUUUCUUUUCUUCCUCAUGGGUGUAUUGUAAUCUAAUCAUGCUUCUUCAUGUU
Messenger RNA from Momordica charantia (bitter melon), 1971 nucleotides. RefSeq names its product patellin-3. NCBI's taxonomy places the organism in Eukaryota, Viridiplantae, Streptophyta, Magnoliopsida, Cucurbitales, Cucurbitaceae. Gene Ontology annotation, molecular function: lipid binding. The record is from RefSeq and is a predicted model, not a curated record.